UGAAUUGUGGGCAAUCAUUGGUCCUCCGAGCUUUUCGAGUCUGCUGCUCCACCAUUGGAAAAGAUGGCUGCCUCGGCUCCAUCGGCGGGUUUCUCCUCCGAUUUGUGCCCAAGCUACGCCGUGAUAUGCUCUUUUCUAGAGCGUUAUGGAGCUUUGCUGGAUCUACCGGAGCUCACAUUCCCGCAGUUGGAGAGAUAUCUCCAAGACACAUCUUCAGUUCCAAAGCUCUUGGUGGACCUUCAUGUGAAGUUGCUGAGGAAGAUUGGCAAGUCGGUGUCCGCAGACAGAUGGGAGAAGUACAUUGUGAAGGUGUGCCAUGAGUUCAACAGUACCUGGGCAUGGGAACUUGAAAAUAAAGGAUACAAGGACAUGUCUGUGGAGUGCAAGACUGGAAUCCUCAAACACUUAUGUGAGUGCCAGUUUGAUGACAAUGUCAAGUUCAAGACUGCAAUUAAUGAGGAGGAUCCCGAUAAGAUGCGGCUCCAUCCCAUUGGCAAGGACAAGGAUGGCCUAAUGUACUGGUUCCAACUUGACCAGGAUAACAAUGUGAGGGUCUAUGUGGAGGAGCAGGACGACCUGGACGGGUCCUCCUGGAAGUGCAUUGUCAGAGACAGAAACAGCUUGGCUGAGAUCCUGGCACAGCUGAAGACUCAAAUCGACCCAGCACUGUUGACAAAGAAAGAAGGAGAGGAGGAAGAUGGGAACAAGAAGACUGGGGGAGAAGGGGAAAUUAAAAAGACAGAGGCUACCUCAGGGGAUGAAGAGGACAAACCCUCCAAGGAUACAGUUUCUUUAGUGUCCCCUAAAACAGAGAAUACAGAAAAAAAAUCCCCAAAAGAGGAAUCAAAGCUGGACGAAUCAGAUGCCAAAUCCCCAUCGAAUGGCCUCAAAGACAACCAAGUCGAGUCAGAGUCAACAAGACAAUCCGAGAAGCCAAUGGUGGAUGACAAGGCCACCAUUAACACCCAGGCCAUCAAAGAAGAGCCGAUGGAGGUGUCAGAAUCCAAGGAGAGUACAGCCACAAGCUCUGCAGAGCCUCUUGCGGAGAAACAUUGUGUGACGCCACAGACAGAACAGACUGAGGAAGCCAAGAGGAAGACUGCAGAGGAACUCCAAAGGGUGAUGAAGAAUGACCAGCAGGCCAAAAUCCCCUUGAAAAAGAGAGAGAUGAAACUUAGUGAUGAUUUUGAUAAUAGUAGUGGUGGUGGCAGUAGAAUCAUUGUGCGUAACCCAUCUGUUGCUCCUGUCAAAGAAGCUCCUAAAGUUGAGGAGACAAGUAAAGAGGUCUCUGUUGCCUUGGUGGGGACUAUGGAGAUUAAAAGCGAUCAAGUGAAUGGUGAUGCUCAGCCUGUCACAGAAAAAAGUGUCAAUAAGGGGAUGAGAGAAUCUCCUAAAGAGAUGGGAAUACAGAGAGAAUCUGCUGAUAGCAAAGAACAGCAAACACAAGUUGUUGCUAGAGAAGAAUGUGAAGCAGCAGAAGCUAGUGAAAAAGAGAAAACAAAUCUGUCCCUGGACAUGGACAAAAAGGAAGGGGAGAUGGCAAGCAAUGCUGAGGAGCCCAUGGAGGUGGCCAUGGCUGAUGAAACUAACCUACAGAAAACUGUUCCAGCCCCAAAAGCAGAGAAGGAAAGCACUGAAGCACUGAAAAAAUCAUCCCUAAAAGAGGCUAAAUCUUCAUCUCCUCUGACAAAGUCAUUGACUUCAUCUAAGGAUGCAACAAGCACACCGGAAAAGUCCUCUGAUCUUAAAGAGGAACAAAAAGUCAAGGUAUCCAAGUGGGAUGUGAAAGUGCGUCGUACAGAACACAAGACAUCCACAUCAAUAGAAACAGAUAAAAACCCUUUAUCUAGUAAGUCACAGAAACCAGAUGAAACUAAAGGAACAGAUUCAUCCAUUGCAUUUCAAGAGGUAAAUUUGGCUGCCUUUAAGGAAACAGUUGUCCCUAAAGACAGUUGUCCCCUUUCUGUAGUGAAAGAGAUGGAAAAAACAUCCAUUAUAAAAGCCACAGAAAAGUUGUUGAACCCUAAAAACCCUAAAAACCCAGAAACAUCAGUCAUCACUAAACAAACCGAGAGACCUGAUCCCAUUACAGAUAAACCAGAAAGCUCGAAACGCCCUGAGUCGCCAGCAGUCAUAAAAAAUACAGAGAAUCCAUCUAACAAAGAGAGUGCAGAGAAAUGUGAUGGUUCUAACGAUAUUAAAACAUCUUCUGUCAUUAAAAAGACAGAGAUUUCAGAAAAGAGUAAAGAUGCCAAGAACCUGGCCAGCUCUAAAGAGACCAAUACGUCCUCAUUCCUUAAAAAGGCAGACAAACCAGUUCCCAAUAAAGAAGCAGAGAAACUGGAGAGCACUAAUGAGACUAAUAAAUCGUUGGUCAUUAAAAUGACAGUGAAACCAGAGGCAUCUAAACAUACAGAAAAAUGUGAUACCCCUAAAGACAUGUCAGCUCUCACCAAGGAGAAACCUGCUGUCAGUGCUGUAAGCACACAUACAAAUGUUGCCCCUGAGGUGAAGAAAAAAAACGUCCUGGAGAAAGACUCUAAGAAAACAGCCAUCUGUAAAGAUGAGACAAGAGCUGUUGCAGCAGUGACUGAGAAACAAUCUGUCCCUAAAGACGUGGAGAUGGCAGACAUCUUUGAGAAAUCAAACCAAUCACAACUGGAAGGACCGAAAAAGGUAGCGAAAUUGGGUAUCCCUAAAGACACGUUGAAAUCGACAAUGCCUAAAUACGCAGAGAAAUCUGCUAAAUUGGCUACGCCUAAAGACGGCGAGAAAUUGGCUACGCCUACAGACGGCGAGAAAUUGGCUACGCCUACAGACAGCGAGAAAUUGGCUACGCCUACAGACGGCGAGAAAUUGGCUACGCCUACAGACGGCGAGAAAUUGGCUACGCCUACAGACGGCGAGAAAUUGGCUACGCCUAAAGAUACAGAAAAAGUGGCUACGCCUAAAGAUACAGAAAAAUUGCCUAAAUCGGCUACGUCUGAAACUGCUGGGAAAUCUGCUACCCCUAAAGACGCUGAGAAAUCGGCUACCCCUACAGACGCUGAGAAAUCGGCUACCCCUACAGACGCUGAGAAUUCCGCUAAAUCGGCUACGCCUAUCCCUAAAGACGCGGAGAUAUUGGCUACUCCUGAAGAAGCAGAGAAAUCGGUUAACACUAAAGACACUGAGAAAUCGGCUACCCUUAAAAACACAGAGACUGCUUCUAAAAAGAUUGUGAAAUCUUCAAUCUGUGAAGGACAGAAACCAGAUGCCUCUAAAGAAAAUGAGAAACUGGCAGACAUAAAGCCAGCUGCAGCAGAAGGAGAGAAACAUGUCGCCUUUGAGGAUUACAAGCAAUUACCUUCUCUCAAAGAGUCUGUCCCAGUGGGGAGGAAACAGGAAGAGCCUAUGGAAAUAAGUUCGGAAAAGUCAACAGAUGUAAUUAUUAGGGGACAUGCCGAUAAAGGCUGGACAAAGAAGUCUGUUAAAAGUGGAGAGAAUUCUGAGAGCGAGCCUCAGAAGACUCAAACCUCAGAAGACUCAAACCGCAUAGACUGUAAUGCACCAUCAGAAAAACAGGCUACCAGCAAGAAGGCAUCAUCUCUCACUGAGGCUGAAGGUGAGACAGACAAAAGCCAGGACAAAGUAAUCAAGGAAGAUGCCACAACACAGGGAUGCCCUAAAGAGAAUGAGAAGGAAGAUGAUCAGGCUAAGAAAGAUGACAAAAUGGAGGAUGAUGGUGCUGAGAAAGAUAAUUUAACUGCAGCAGAGAAAACGUGUGAGGCAAAAGCAAGUAAAGGGUCUGAGAAUAAAGAGGAUGAAAAAAAGGAUGCAGGAACAACAUCAGAGAUUCAAGAGGAGGGGAUUCGCCUGAAAAUACGAGGGAUUACUCAUCGAAGGAGAGCUGAGCUCCAGAGAACGGAGAGGGACUCUGGGUCCGAUACUGGUGAGACUGGGAGAUCCCUGAGGAGGUCACCCAGGAUUUGCAGGCCAACCGCUAAGGGGGUGGAGUUCCAGGACAGGAGGCUGGAGAAAAAAGAGACCACGCCCCCUGAGGAGAAGGAGGACGAGGAGGAGGAAACUGUUCAGAGGAAACCAAGAGAAAAGGUUGAUCAAGAUGGACAGUCCAAAUCUAAGGGGCGACGGAGGAGAAAGACCCGGUGGUCCAACACUCGAACACGAAGGCGCAAAAAGAAUGGUUCUGGUGAUGACAAUGAAAGCGAGUCAAGCGAAGAGGAGAGUGAGGAGGACGACAGUGAUGAGAGCUUUAAGGUGGAGAAGGGCAAGAGGAGGUGGAAGAACCGGAACAGAGAAAGGCACAGCGACGACUCUGACACCUCCUCGGAUGAUGACCUCCCUCCUAACGAAGAUCCCUGCAAACACUGCGGCCUCCCCAACCAUCCCGAGCUGAUCUUGCUAUGUGACUCGUGUGACAGUGGCUACCACACGGCCUGCCUCAGACCCCCUCUCAUGAUCAUCCCAGAUGGGGAGUGGUUCUGUCCACCUUGCCAACAUAAGCUACUCUGUGACAAGCUUGAGGAGCAGCUUGCUAAUCUCGAUGCUGCCCUGAAAAAGAGGGAUCGCGCUGAGCGAAGAAAAGAACGUUUGGUCUAUGUUGGAAUAAGUGUCGAAAACAUCAUCACUCCCUCUUUGGAGGUAGAGGAAGAAAAGGAGGAAGAAAAGGAGGAAGAAGUGAAGAAACAGAAGAAAGAGAAGAAAGAGAAAAGCAAGAGCUGGGGUCGAAGGUCGACAAGGGCAAAGAAAAGCAUAAGUUAUAGGUUUGAUGAAUUUGAUGAGGCUAUCGAGGAGGCAAUUGAAGAAGACAUCAGAGAGGCUGAUGGUGGAGGAGCUGGUCGGGGCAAGGACAUGGCCAACAUCACAGGCCAUAGCAGAGGGAAGGACAUGUCCACCAUCCUGGCAGCAGGAGAGGUUGGUGAGGGCAAGGAGAAUGGACGCCCGCCACGGCCAAACGCCGGCCAGCGCAGGAAGAAGCGCCGGCGUCUCAACGACCUGGACAGCGACAGCACUGUGGAGGAGGAGGAAAGCGAGGACGAGUUCCGUCUCAGUGACAGUACGGAGGAAGAGGAGUUUGUGGCGUCAGACAAGAGCGACGCAGAGAGCGAAGCGGCAGUCGACUCUAACGACGACAGUGACUUCGGCAGCACGCGACGCAGAACUGCCAGGACACGGAGGCCGGCCAAAUCUCAAAGGAGCACUCGGCCGCGAAGGCGCCGCAGAGCGAGAGGGUACUCAGACGAUGAAGAGGAGGAGACGAGUGAUGAAGAUGAGGACGAAAUGAUGUCAGAGGGCUCCAGCGAGUUCAGUGACAGCGACCUGGACUGUAGCAAACGCCGAUCCCGCCGUAGUCAUACAAAGAAGCAGGUCAACUACUGCGAGUCGUCCGGCGACUCCGACGGCUCAAAGGCCGGCACCAACCGGGACAAAGUCAAACCGCGGAGGCGCCUCGCCAGCUCCGACAGCGAAGCAAGCUCCUCCAGAGGCUCGGACGUGGGCAAGAGGGAGAGGACUAGGUUGAAGAGGAGGGCUGACUCGUCUGAGGAAGAGUCCCAGCAGCGCCGCAGACGCCUCUCGCUGAAACGGAGGCGAGCCUCCGAGGAGGAUGAUGAUGAUGAUUCCGACGAAUCAUCGGAGGGAGAGCGUCCGGUCCGCAAGCGUGUGAACCGCAUUGACUCGGACGACUCUGACGAGGAGGAGAAGGAGGAGAAGGAAGAAACAAAGGAAGAGGAGGAAGGGGGUGUGCUGGGGAAGGGAGCCAGUCCGUUGGACUACAACCUGGUGGAGCUGCACCCCCCUACCAACGGACAGAGUCCCAUCAAGGCCCUGGAGGGCCUGGCUCACAUUGGGCCCCAAAAACCUGGAGCCACAGCCGUCACCAUAGCGCCCAACGGACUGGAGUUGGCGCCACAGGACGAUGAUGAGGACGACCUGCUGGGGGUCACAGACCUAGUGGACUUUGUCUGCAAUAGUGAUGUGUUGUAAAACCAAGUUGUACGUUUGUUCAUUUCUGUAGUAUUGUAUUUUUUUUAUAUUAUGUUUUUUUUCUCCACUGAAGUCGUCCACCGUUUAUUCCUGUCCUCUUGUGUUUUUUUUGUUUUUUCCCCCCAAUUCAUCCUCGUCCCCUCAGUGUGGCCCCAUCCAUCCAUAUGAACUGGAUGCCUUACGGGGAGAAGUUAAUUCUCUUCACUCUUCGCACCUCUCGCAGUUGGAUUGUACAGUCAUUGAGAGCACUAACUCUAAAGGUUGUUUUGUGGCACGUGAAUUAGCUUUGUCUUAUCCUCCAUACUUCGUCACCAAUGGACAUGCGGGUCAGAUACUUGACGACAAAUAAACCUACCUGUUUCUCCAGCCAACUUCCAGGGUUUCCUACUCAGGGGUAUGUCCACUACCCCACAUGACCCCACCAUACAAAGAAUCCAUCUCUCAACUUCAUGGUUUUGCUCAUCAGGCCCCAAACGGAAGAAUGCAGACAGAAACUGGGAGGGACUAACUAGACUUGUCCAAUAAACACUCAUUUUUGUUUUCUGUUGUGUGACUUAAUGAACACGACCCAUGAAAACCUGUUCUGCUGAGAAGCUCCUCAGUGUUCCUGCCUGGGAAAGAGGAUGUCUUAUUGUAGGAUAUAAUUAAUUGUUUGUAGGAAGUAGAUGUGUUUUAGCUCAGGUGGGCCUGAGCUUCAGCAAACAAAGGAAUGGAGGGGUGCUCAACAACGACAAAAGUCACGAGAAUGGCUGACCAAGAAUUCAUUUUUUUUUAUUGGUAAGCCAUUCUUGUAGAUUUGUAUUGUUUAGUCUGUAUACCUCUUGUAAGAUUUCUAAAUUUGUAUAUGAGAAUAGAAGAUGGCAGAGGUAAGGGGUCAAACUGCUUCCAUUUACAACUUAAAGUGACAGUUUUGUGGAUCA
Messenger RNA from Salvelinus sp. IW2-2015, 6905 nucleotides. Its product is annotated as remodeling and spacing factor 1. The record is from RefSeq and is a predicted model, not a curated record. Gene Ontology annotation, molecular function: histone binding. Gene Ontology annotation, cellular component: RSF complex; chromatin. Gene Ontology annotation, biological process: negative regulation of DNA-templated transcription. NCBI's taxonomy places the organism in Eukaryota, Metazoa, Chordata, Actinopteri, Salmoniformes, Salmonidae.